Molecule: messenger RNA, 8170 nt
Organism: Liolophura sinensis
Lineage: Eukaryota; Metazoa; Mollusca; Polyplacophora; Chitonida; Chitonidae
Exons: 3
Coding region: 658-5919 (1753 amino acids)
Cellular component (GO): intracellular anatomical structure
Molecular function (GO): RNA binding; ATP binding; helicase activity
Source: RefSeq, a predicted model, not a curated record
CCACUGUUUAUAUAUGCUAAGUUCAGGGAGUGCUGUUUGCCUCUGCCUUAGAAUGUUCCAGAAUACGCUCAGUUCGGUGCCUGUUUGUUUACAUCAAGUGUUCAGGAAUUUUCUUAUUCUAGACAAUUCCACCAGGCUAUAUAAGACCUAUGAAAGCAGGUCAAACGGAGAGAACAGAGAACGGAGAACGGAGAAUUAUUGAGAGUUUUGGAUGCUUUCGCUGUGUAUUAUUUUAGUAGGCCUUUUGUGCUGAAUUUUGGUGUUUUUAUAGCCUCUGGCUUUGUUAUAUCCUAUCUCCACCGAGCACUUGUUCAGUCUGAACUUGUAUGUUUAAUUUGUGCUCUUGUAUACACAGUGCUUAUUAGUACACGGACCCUGUCUGUGGAAUUUUGUGUAUAUUUCGUCAUACACUCAGUUAUACUGUGGAUUUUCCCUCUUGUGAAUUUGCCUCUGAGCAUUUAUGCCUGUGUGGUACAUAUAUUCUGGAAUAUAUGCGUCCGUUUGGACUUGACACCAGGAUCGUGUCUGGCUCUCAUAUUUCCACUAACUUCAUGAGUGAUUUACUCUAGAAGUCUGGCCAGCCUUCAGAGGUUCAUCUGGAGCAGUUGUGUUGUAAAACUGGCUUCAAAGGUAUCUGUCAGGUAACAAGAAACUGAGAUGUCGUCUAUCCUGGAAAGCUUGCAAAGGGAAGCCGCUUCUGUUCUUCGCUCGGAUGAUGUCCGGGGCAGUAUGAUAGAUGUGACCAGCAAUGAUGCAGGCUCUCAGAAUUCUCAGAAAGACACACAUCCACCUACUGAGGAGAAAUCCCUGUCAGCUACCUGUGCCCCAGCAGCUGCUAGUACCCCAGCAGGAAAUGCAAGGAAGGGAAGGGGUCGGAGACAGCCCAGGAGGAGGAAGUCUUCAAGCUCAGUAGAAUGUGACAAAUUAGCUGCCCCAAUAGGGGCUCUCUUCGUGGAAUUCCCAGGGAAAAUGCAUGGAAUGGAUUUCAAGGCACACCUGCAGAAAAGAAUUGCUAAGGGCCCACACUUCACCUGUGAUCUACUGUCUCCUGCCCAGGAUGCUCCAACAACUGCUGUUAAACUUACUUUUCCAAGCCAGAAUGCUGCGAAGUCAGCUUGUCGAAUGCUCAAACAGAGCAAUUUGAGGGAAAACACCAUCCAUGUGAAGUGUGUAUUCACUGCAGUGCAGCUAACAGGGUUCACGUUCAGUAAUGAACAGGCAUUACCAAAUUUAGAAAAUGUCCAACGUACACUUGAGGCAAAAAUCCGUAAGCAGCUGGAAAAGCACGAUCUUAAGAUGCAACAAGCACAACAAAGGCUUCAACAGCUCCAGGUGCGCAAACACAUUCCUUUAGAGCAGUAUGAACUUGUGUUAGGUGAGCGGAAGACGUUAGAAAGCAAGGUCACAGAACUUCAGCAGCAGCGUGAUGAAUUCGUUCUAUGUGUUGAGCAGCUUAUUGACCUGCAAAAGUUUGACAAUAUCAACACUAAGCUGCAGCAAAUCCGACUGACACUGGGAAUAGAGAUGACACGAUUGGACAAGUCCUUUCCAAUCUAUGCUAGAAGAAAAGAGAUUGUAGAUGUAGUCAUGAAUAAUCCAGUGUCUAUCGUUUUAGGGGAAACCGGCUCUGGGAAAAGCACACAGAUGCCCCAGUAUUUGUAUGAAGCAGGUCUGGCUGAAACAGGCGUCAUUGUCUGCACCCAGCCACGGAAAAUAGCAGCCACCAGCCUAGCCACUCGCGUGGCGUCAGAACUGAUAGGUAGUGUGGGACAAACGGUGGGCUAUAAGGUGGGCAUGAGGCAGAAAACAUCAGCUCUGACAAAAAUCGUGUACAUGACCGACCAUAUGCUACUGAAUGAGAUCCUCGACGACCCAGUUCUCUCCAAGGUGUCAUGUGUAAUCAUUGAUGAAGCCCAUGAACGAAGCAUUUACACUGACCUUCUGCUGGGCAUGGUCAAGAAAUGCAUGGCGGUUAGGCCUGAACUGAAGGUGGUCAUCACAUCGGCGACUAUUGACCCAGACGUCUUUGUUCGCUAUUUCAAAGGAUGUCCAGUUGUGAAAGUCUCUGGCCGGACUUUUCCUGUAGAGGUCAUCUGGCAAGAUCCUGCACUGUCUGUUCCGUUUGAAAAUCAUAUGCAGACAGCCGUAAAUGUUGCAGCUGACAUCCACCAGGUGGAAGCAGAGGGAGACAUCCUAGUGUUCAUGACUUCUCCCUUGGAAACAGAAAAGUGUUGCAGUUUACUGGAUGAAAAACUUAAGCCCAGAAAUGACUUCAAAUGCCUUCAAAUCCACGGUAAACUCCAAGCAGAGGAGCAGCAGGCAGUUUUCCAACCAUUGGCCCAUGGCAUCAGGAAAAUUGUGUUCGCAACCAACAGUGCUGAAACUUCUGUGACCAUUCCUGGAAUUAAAUAUGUGAUCGAUUCUGGACUGGUCAAGGAAAUGAAAUACGACCCAAAGAAGAGUCUCAGCUCUCUGGAUACGGUGGUUAUAAGUAAAUCAUCGGCCGAACAGCGGAAGGGCAGAGCCGGGAGGAUGUCGCCAGGAAAGUGUUUCAGAUUAUACACGGAAGAGGACUAUGAAAAAAUGAAAAGCAGCUUGCUCCCAGAAAUACUUAGGGUUCAUCUGGCACAAGCUCUGCUUAAGCUCAUGGAUUUGGGCGUUGACCCUAUGGACUUUGACUUUGUCGAGUCACCUCCACAGGCAGCUCUGGAGAAAGCCAUAGAAUCGCUUGAAGACCUUGGAGCUUCUAAAGGCAGAGUUAUUACCGAACUAGGGAAAAGACUAGCUCUGUUACCUUUCGAACCUCGCCUGGGAAAGUUCCUCUUAACAGGUAUUGACUGUGGCAUUGCAUAUGAAGCUAUUUCCCUGGCAGUGUUGACAACCAUGGGUUCUUCAAUAUUCUAUCGAGCGGGCACUGACGCUGAAAAACAUCAGUCUGACCUGAAGAAGACAAGAUUUUGCCAUGAAGGAGGGGAUCACUUCACAAUGCUAAGUGUGUAUCAAGAAUGGUUUGCCAUUCCGGAAAAGGAGAAGAGUAAAUGGUGUGUCAAAAACAGCAUCAACGGCCGUUCCAUGCGCAUGGUGCGGGAAAUGGCGAACGAAGUAAUCACUGUGCUUAAGAAGGAAAUGAAACUGGAAGUGAAGGUUUCCUUUACGGAAGUUUCAGAAAGCCACCUGAAAUUAAAGAAGAUCAUUUUUCAGGCAUCAAAGCAAAACUUGGCUGUUUACCUAGGUCAUCCAAAAGCAGGGUACUUUGCCCCUAAUCCAAACCAACAGGCCCAAAUCCACCCAUCGUCAAGCGUCAUGGUGCUGGGUGGGAAGAAGCCAGAAUGGGUUCUGUUUGAACAGUUGAUAAACACCAGCAAGGAUUUCUUCACCUCUGUCUCUCCAGUCGAUCGUGAUUUAGUUUUGACAGCUUACGGCAAAGGAGAACUGUGCUUUGAUCCGAGUCUGGUAGAAAAAAUGAAAGUGAGUCCUGUUCUGACCAUGGGCCUUGGACGAUUUUCAUUUAUGGAGUUUGUUGGCCGACGUUUUUGUAACCUGAAGCAAAUUGAAACUGAGGUGAUGUCGGAAUUCAAUGUGGAAAUAGUCUGUGUGGAUGCAGAUCGAAAACGCCUAGAGAUUCAAGUGCAUGUCAGUGGGAAUAAGGCAGGCUGUGUGAAUGACGUUGUAGAUAGAAGGCUUGGGCCAAUUUUUGGCAACCUCAGGUUAGCUGAUCGUGAGAUUCCGUUGCAUGAAAAAUCUGCGGGUGUCCGGGCUGUCCUUGGGAGAGGCGGUGUGGUGUCAAAGCUUCUGUUCCCGGGUGAAUACAGAACUGUGUUUAUCGAUGAAGUUUCAUCCAGUACAGAGCUCACUCAAGUUAGAGAAUGGCUUGAAAAAUAUGGCACUGUGGUCGAAGUCAAUCCGUUUCUUAAACGACUCAAGACACAUCCUCAGAGAUGGGGUACUGUGACCUUCAAAAGCCCCGAGAGCGCAGUGAAGGCGGUGGAAGAUAGGAUGGACUCUGAUGUGGCUAGGGUAGUUCCCUGCGCUUCACCCGGUCGUGUUGGGAAGGUGGGAGAGUUCACUCUGAAGGUAACACUGACUCGUAGAGAGCUGAGAGGAUUCGGAUUUAUUACUCUUACCAACCCUGAGGACAUGCCCCGAUUAUUGCAGUAUGAUAGUAUUCUUGUUGACGGAUUUCUGUCAAGGGUCAGUAUCAACAAGACGGAUGGAAGUAAUAUUCAUGUGUCCCGCCUUCCCAGAACAGCGAGUGAGGAGAAGGUGGCGGAAGCAGUCCGUCAGCGCCUGGGCGCGCUACCGGGUGAAACUCUUGUGAAAGAUAUAAGACUAAUCAGAGAAAGAGGCAGUGAACCAAGCCCUGGAGAGACCUCAGCUAUGAGAGAAUAUCUGGAGACCAGGCUGUCAGAACUGUGUCCAAACAAACAAGUGACCAUCGAGGUAGUAGAUCCGACAGCAACGAGUGUUUUUCAAACAGCCUACCUUAAGAUCGCUAAUCCAAAUGACGGAUUGGAAGUCUUCAAUGAAAUAAAAGGCAAACUCUUCAUCUGUAGCAAACCUCUAAAUGUGCAACAGGAUUUGUCAUCAGAUGUAUUCAUUCCUAAAUAUUUGCUCGGAGUUCUAGAGACGGAACUGAAGACCUUGCAAACAAAGUUCAACACAUCAGAUCUAUAUGGAAAAGUAAACAUUAACAUAAAAAGAAGUAGAGCUGGUCAUUGCUAUGUCAGAAUUAAGAGUGAAAAUCCUGAGUCCCUAGCUGUUGUGAAGAGAGACUACGAUGCUCUGUUGGAAGGCAGAUCUCCGGACCUAUCCGAGUUUGGUCAAGCUGUUGAAGGCCUGUUCAGAAAAGAAGGCAGAGAUCGCCUGAAUAGUAUCGAGAAGUCGACAGAUACAAUCAUCCGCACGAACUUUUAUUUACAGCGAGUUUCGGUGAUAGGAAGCGAUGAGAACUGUCAAAAAGCCUUCGAUAAAAUCAAGGGCUAUGUCAAGUUACUGGUGAACUACCCCGUACAGAGCACACCAUUGUCAGGGAAAAACCGACCAGUAGGUCUCAUGAAAAAACUAUUGAGUAAGUAUGGGCUUGACCUUGCCAAAUUUCGACAGGAGUCCGGCGUUGAAGCCGUGGAGUUGAACUUCAGGCGUCAGCUAUUGACCACAACUGGUACUGAGGAAUCCUUGAAGAAAGCCGUGGCUCUCGUACAGGAAUGUAUCAGCCAACUGGCGACUAAAAAUGUCAUGCCAGCAAAGGAAGAAGACGAAAGUCCAUUGGACUGCGUGGUGUGUUUCUGUCCUAUAGAUGAGAUUGAGCUGUACCGCCUGAAUCUUUGUGGCCACGCCUAUUGCUUGGACUGCAUCAAACUACAGGUACGCACCGCGAUUGACACGCGAGACCUGCCACUGAGCUGUGCUUAUGAAGGUUGUGAUCAGAAUUGGUGUUGGAGAGAUGUAGAGGAACUGGUUGUCGCAGGCGGAAGGAACAUGGUGCAACUUGUUCGAGCCGCCAUGGACAGGUAUAUCUCUGAGCGCAAGACAAGAUUCAGCUUUUGCCUGACUCCGGACUGCCCAGGUGUCUUCCCUGUUAGCAAAGACGGCAAACUAUUCCUCUGUGAGGGGUGUGAUAUGAGAAUUUGUACAUCGUGCCAGGUCCAGUACCACGAUGGUCUGACGUGUGCAAUGUACCAGAGUGAGAAGAAAGAACCUGGGAUCGCUGAGUGGUUAGCAAAGGACAAGAAGAACAAUAGACGGUGUCCAAAAUGUACGACUCUUAUUCAGAAAACCGGUGGCUGCAACAAUGUAAGCUGCCGUGCUUGUGAUGUUAAAAUAUGCUGGGUAUGCAUGAAAACUUAUGCAACAGGUCAGCAGUGUUACGCACACCUGGCAAGCCAACACGGGGGAUUUGGCGAAGAAUAUCAGGUGUAGAGAAGGCAUGGGGGGAUUUGGCAAAGAAAAUCAGGUGUAAACAAGACACUGGGAAUUGGUAAAGAAGAUGAGGUGUAAACAAGAGACGGGGGAUCUGGAGAAUGAUAUCAAGUGUAAACAAGACACAGGGGAUUUGGCGAAGAAUGUCAGAUGUAGAGAAGACAUGGGGGGAUUUGGCAAAGAAAAUCAGGUGUAAACAAGACACUGGGAAUUGGUAAAGAAGAUGGGGUGUAAACAAGAGACGGGGGAUCUGGAGAAUGAUAUCAAGUGUAAACAAGACACAGGGGAUUUGGCGAAGAAUGUCAGAUGAAUAAGAUACAGGGGAUUUCAUGAAGGAUAUCGGGUGUAAACAAGACACAGGGGAUUUGGCGAAGAACAUUAGAUGAAUAAGAUACUGGGGAUCUCGUGAAGGAUAUCGGGUGUAAACAAGACACAGGGGAUUUGGCGAAGAAUAUUAGAUGAAUAAGAUACUGGGGAUCUCAUGAAGGAUAUUGGGUGUAAACAAGACACAGGGGGUUUGGCGUAGAAUAUAAGAUGAAAACAAGACACGGGAGAUUUAACGAAGGAUGUCGGGUGUAAACAAGACAUGGGGGAUUUGGUUACCAACAUCCAAGGCAAAAUCGUCGCUGUAAAAUCCAUAGUUUUAGUAUAUAUACAAACACAAGCCAGUGAAAAGGACGGUACCAUGUUUCCCUGUACUCUUAAUAACAUAUAUGUUCCCUAACAUGACAGCUGAUCGACCAGUCAUAUGAAUGUGUAAUGAUAUGAGUGUAAGGUUUCGCUUUUUUUUACUUAUGCAGCGUGAGAAUAUUUUCAUAGCUUAUAAUAAUAAUUUCGUCUCGUAUAGUGAACAUCAGAUGUAGAUGAUUUCCUGUUGAUGAGUUAUUAUUUAUUAAUUAUGGUAGUUACUGCGGAGUUGUUAUUAUUGGGUUAUUUUAUUACUGUGACUGCGAACAAUUACAGUAGAUUCAUAUUACCGUGCAUGUAUUUUCAGAUUAGCUAUCAAUGUAUUUUGUGAAUCCACUUAGUGGAUAUUUAUUUGUCUGAUUUUCACCUUAGUGAAGAAUACUGAUGUGCUUUAUUUGGAAUAUCUGAAGAAUCUAGCGUCAUGAAAUCAGAAGUAUAGCUAUUUUGUUAUUUGUUCAUGUCUUAUUCUAUUAUUGAUAUACCUAUGCAUGUACUUAAAAGUAGGUGAUGGGUUUUUUUUUUGUUUUGCUGGAGUGAAAUACUGGAUCGUGUCAAUUUUUGUGGUACUUAUUUUGCUCUGAUAGUUUUACUUUCAUAUAUAUACAUUGAUAUAUGUCAAGCCCUGUUUUUAAACUUUAGUCAUGUAUAUCAAUAAGCUAAGAUUCAAAGAAUCUAAAGAUUCUUUUAGAUAAGUCUACCCAAGUUUAUACUACCAGGCAAUUUGUUGUUUCUUAAAAUGAAGUGUUUUUCCAGUGUUAUAAUACGUCCCUAAGUUAGAAUAUGAUCUAAAUUUAGGUGACAAAAUACAAUGUCUGGAGUGUGUGAAAAAAGUUUCUCAUUGAAUAAUGUGUUUUUGUUUUUUGGGGGUUUCUUGGUGAAAAUUAGAGACCAAGAAUAUAGUUCUGAAGUGUAGUAAUUAGGAGUUAAUUGCGAAUUUUGAUAUUUACCAAGAAUGUAACCGUGCGAACUUAAUCGUCCGAAAAUUAGAAAAAAAUAUAUUUCUGAAAUGCAAGAAAUUAAAGCAUUUCAGGAUUUGAAGAUUUACUGUGAAUUUUUAUGUAAACUUUGUGUUUAUGGAAUUAUUUAUGAAUUUUUAUACUUACCAAGAAUCAUAGUCUGCAAAUUGGAGGUCAAGCUUUUCUGAAGCGAGGAAGCAUCGUAUUUGGUAAAUAAUCUCAACAUCACGUGAUCUACAUUUCUGAAAUGACUGUGUUAAAUAACUUCUAAACCAGUUGAUCUACUUGGCUAGAAAAAUGGGCAAAUUUCUUCAGAUAUUCGGUAACAUGGUGAGGCAUGAUAGAUUAGUUUGUGAUAUUCCAAACUGAUCAAUGACUUAGAUGAAAUGUAUAAAUGUGUCGAAUUGAUGAACUUUCUUCAUUCGUUUAGAAAGUUUAUCUCCACCAUUUACUGUGAUUAAACCACUUUAAGAUCGAAUUGAUAUUUGUCUAGAUACUGAACUGUUUGUGAUGUACCCAUGAAUUACAUUCUUAUUAUAUUAUAUGUGAUACAAUAUGUAUCCCUGCGUGCGAAAGACUAUAUUUUUUGAUUGGCAAGUGCUAACAAU